AUGAUCUCUAUUUCUCACCAAGGACCUCUUCUAUCGAUGAACACAUUUCCACAAUUCAACAACAGUUUGCAGGAUGAGUGUAUCACCGAUCUUCUUUCAUCAGCACCAGAAAUGAUGAUCGAUCCGCUUCCUCUUCAUCCUAAGAGCAUGAGCUCUCUUCCAAAGACAUCUUCCGAGCUAGAACCAAGACCUAUUCAUCCAAAGCAGGUCUCCCUCUCCGACCUUAAGGCACCAUCCCUUCCUGAGAGCAUCAAGCAAUACUGCGAUGAAUACAUUGCUCUCUUGGGCCCUCUUGCCGUGCAAGCUCCAGCCAAGAAGUCAACCAAGGUCGAACGUCGCAACUCUGGUUCGUCCGAAUCUGAGACAUCCUCUACCAAUGGUAUCGGAUACCACGCCUUUCAAAACGAGAGAUGGAUGGAUCGCUUUCAAGAACUCGUUGAAUUCUACCAACGCGAAGGCCACUUCAAUGUCCCCUACAAGAGCAACACUACGUUGUUCCAAUGGGUGAAGCGUCAACGCCAUCAAUUCAAGUUGCGAUCUAUGGGCGAGCACUCCAAUCUUACCCUUGACCGUAUCCACCAACUGGACCAAAUUGGUUUCGUUUGGAACUCACACCUUGCCGCUUGGAAUGACAAGUUCAAGGAAUUGAAGGACUUCAAAAUGAUCCAAGGGCACUGCUUCGUCCCAUGCACGUACAACGGAAGCUCCAAGCUUUCUACGUGGAUCAAGCGCCAACGAAGACAAUAUCGCAAGUUCAUGGCCGGUCAACAGUCCACCCUCGAUGCUUCGCGUAUAGAGAAGUUGGAAAAGCUUGGCUUGGUUUGGGAUUACUAUGCCGGAAAAGACAAGGAUGGAACUGCUUCCUCUGAUGAAGAGUAA
Molecule: messenger RNA, 879 nt
Organism: Cylindrotheca closterium
Lineage: Eukaryota; Bacillariophyta; Bacillariophyceae; Bacillariales; Bacillariaceae
Source: the annotation of a GenBank genome assembly